UUAAGGGCUCUUUCACAAUGGCUUGGACAGAGUACAACUACCUGUUUGCCAUUUCCCUUAUUGGCGCAUUCAUCGAUGCCUACGGUAUCGGUGCAAACGAUGUCGCUAACAGCUUUGCCACUUCUGUCAGCUCGCGCAGCUUGACUUUCCGACAAGCGAUGCUCGCAGCUGCCAUUUGCGAGUUUGCAGGUGCCGUGGCGGUCGGUGCUAGAGUGACAAGCACCAUCAAGAACGGCAUCAUCGACUUGGACGAGUUCAACGGCGAUGCUGCUGUCCUGUUCCUCGGCUUUACCUGCGUCAUCAUCGGCAGCUGCACCUGGCUCACUAUAGCCACACGAAACGCCAUGCCGGUCUCGACGACACACACCGUCGUUGGCGCAAUUAUUGGCGUAGGAAUCGCACUUCACGGUCACGGAGGCUCCGUCAAAUGGGGGUGGAACGGCGUAGGCCAGAUCUUUGCCUCAUGGGGCAUCGCACCCGCCGUAGCUGGCUGCCUUGCGGCCAUUACCUUUCUCAUCACCAAGUACCUCGUUCUCCGCUCCAGCUCACCCGUCAAGAUGGGUCUUAUUGCUUCGCCAGUCUACUUCUUCAUCGUUGCUGGCGUACUCACAACGUCGAUCAUCGUCAAAGGCUCCCCUUCGCUCAAUUUGGAUGAACUUCCGCCCAAUGUCACGGCCGGGGCUGUCGUGGGAACAGCAGCGGUCGUCUCGAUUCUAUCGCUCAUCUUUUGGUUGCCGUGGGUCUACUGCCAAGUUGCGCCCGAAGAUGCUGUUACCGCAGACUCAGCGGUGCCCGACUACUAUGCUGGCCAUCGCGAGGACGAUCACGUACCGGCGUCCAUCAACAAUGCCGACGACGUCGAAGCGAGCAACAGGAGGCAGCAAUCGGAACAUGACGAAGACCGGGAAUCGAGCAAAGACGGCAACGAUGAGAAGCUGGCGAUGGACAAAGACCGGCCUGUAACAGACGAACCAACAGUUGAGAAGUCAAAGCUUCAAAUGCUCGAGGCCAAGCUCUCUCAACCAGACCGCACCACUGGCCCCGAUGGUCGACCGGUCCCACCCAAUUACCGUACUUUCGACGGAAGCUGGAUCGAGCCUUGGAAUCUGUACACGACUCUUCGCUACAAUGCUCUUCCCUGGGCUUGGUACACCGUCUCGGCUGGACUGCGCACCGACAUCCACAAGUUGCAGAUGAAUGGAUCGGACAAGGAGGUCGCACGUCUCAAGGCCAUCCAUAAACAUUCAGCCCACUACGACAAUAAGGCAGAGCAUCUCUUUAGCUUCCUCCAGGUCCUCACCGCCUGCACGGCCUCAUUUGCACACGGCGCCAAUGACGUCAGCAAUGCCGUCGGUCCGCUUUCGGUUGUCUACUCUGUGUGGUCGACGCAAUUGUUUCCAUCGAGCACAGAGCCGACGCCAAUCUGGAUUCUCGUCUUCGGAGGUGCCGCCAUCGUCAUUGGUCUAGGCACUUACGGCUGGAAGCUAAUGAGCGUGCUUGGAAAUCGUCUGACGCUUCAUUCGCCCUCUCGUGGCUUUUCGAUGGAGUUUGGUGCUUCCAUCACUGUCGUCCUUGCGAGCUACUUGGGCUUGCCAGUGAGCACGACCCAGUCCAUCACGGGUGCCACCAUCGCCGUGUCCCUCUGCGAUGGUGGCAGAGCGACCAACUGGAAAGGGGUUCUUUGGAUCUUCUUUUCCUGGGUUCUCACAUUGCCCAUUGCUGGUCUAAUCUCUGGGCUGACCUUCGCCGUCGUCCUCAACGCUCCUCGCUGGUCUGUCUAG
Molecule: messenger RNA, 1781 nt
Organism: Acaromyces ingoldii
Lineage: Eukaryota; Fungi; Basidiomycota; Exobasidiomycetes; Exobasidiales; Cryptobasidiaceae
Product: putative PHO89-Na+/phosphate co-transporter
Exons: 3
Coding region: 18-1781 (587 amino acids)
Biological process (GO): phosphate ion transmembrane transport
Cellular component (GO): membrane
Source: RefSeq, a predicted model, not a curated record